UAACAAUUUACGACAGUGACGCGAAUCAUCUUAACGCAAUCAUUUACGGCUCAUGGCAAACAGCUCACGGCAGGACUUUUGUUUACUCGCCUGGGGGGCCAACAGUUACGGGCAACAUGGACAGGGGCAUGAGGAGGACCAGUCACUCCCACGGCUCUCGAACAAGGCUGCUCUGCAUGGAAGGACAGUCCAGGCUGUUUGCGGUGGCGGGGGACACUCAGUGGUUGUCACUGACGACGGAGAGGCGUUUGUGUGUGGGCAAAAUCACAGAGGCCAGCUUGGACUCGGCCACACUGCCAGCUGCUCAACACUUCAGCACUGCUCAGGCCUGAAUCAGCGAGUCACAAAUGUUGCCUGUGGCUGGGAUUUUACUCUUCUUCUUACUGAUUGUGGCAACCUGUUAGCAUGUGGCUCCAACGUGUUUGGACAGCUGGGUAUUGAUCAGAUGACUUCACACUCUGCAGAACUGUUGCUCGUUGAGGGUCUGAAGGAGCGUGUGGUGAACGUCACAGCUGGCCUCCGGCACGCUCUUGCAAUCACAGACUCGGGAUGCGUCUACCAGUGGGGGACAGGUCUCUGUAGCCUUGCCAAGAGAGCUUUGAAUCCAGACCCUGUUCCAUCACACCUCAACUCCAAGGUUCCUUCUCUCGUGCCAGGUCUGGAUCAGAAGAUGGCUCGUGUUGUCACUGCGGGCUCAGCACAUUGUGUAUGCCUUACAGGAGAUGGUGAUCUAUUUCUGUGGGGAAGCAACAAGCACAACCAGCUGACGGCCACCGAGCCCUUCUUGUCCACUCCUGCUCUGCUCAAGCGCUCACUGCUGAAUGGAGAGAAAGUUGUAAAAGUAUGGAGCGGUUGGACUCAUAUUAUUGCCCAAACAGAGACUGGGAGAGUCUUCACUUGGGGCAGAGGGAAUUACGGACAACUGGGCCGGCUUCUGACAGAUGGCCCGAAUUCUGAGCAUCAAUCAGCAGACAAUGGCAGGCAGACUUUCCUGCCUGCCGAGGUGAAUGUCCUCUGUGGAGCAACACAGAUUGCAUGUGGAUCUGAACAUAACCUCGCUAUUGUAGGGGAGCGCCUCCUUUCCUGGGGCUGGAAUGAACACGGAAUGUGCGGCGACGGUUCGCUGGCAGACGUCUUUGAGCCGCAACUCGUUCCCGGCCUCAGACCUCUUGUCAUUGGCUGCGGGGCUGGACACUCAAUGGCGGUGUGCGUCGGGAAUACGUGCAAAGACAAGUGAUAAACUCUGCACGCACGCCACUUACAUUGGAGCCAUCAUGCCACUCAGAUUUAGAUCUCAAUUCCUGUUAUGGAAUUAAUUUAUGAAUGAACACUCAUCUGAGUGAUGAGAGCGGUCAACAGCAUUUUUUUGUUUUGUUUUGUUUUUCGGUUUGACCUAUAAAAGCUUGCGCAAUACAAAUUAGGCUUGACACCAUAGGUGUCAAACUUGGCUCAUCGGCAAGCGCUGCAGGAGCCUGAUGACGAACCCGAUCAUUUGAAUCAGGUGUGUUGCAGCAGCGAGAUCAGGAUUUUGGAGCCCAUCACCGUUAGCAACAUUACAAAACAAAUAAAUAAAAACUAUAACCCCUACGACCAGGAGAUGAACCAGCCAUUUCAAUAUAUCGCUGCCAUUGGACCUCAGAAGGCAUAAUUUGGUAAAUUUUAUUUUAAAACAAACAAAAAAAAAAGAUCUAUACUGUUAGUGUACACGCAUGUGAGUUAUUUUUCCAAAUUACUGACCAAGAUUGCUCACUUUAAUGAUGUAAUGUUACUGGUUGAGCAAACAUGCCUUUUUUUGGAGUCUCCUGAAAAGGGACGAAUUGAUGGUACAAGGUUUCGACUUGAUGCCAGUGAUAUUUAAACAACUUGUUUAUUUACUGUAUACUUGACACCCGCUAUUCGCGGGGGAAUGAAACUCACCGAAUAGACAAAAUUUAUGUUUAAUUGACGGCCGCUGAAAUGCAUUGGGGAAAAAAAAAACACAACAUAGAAAAUUCUCCCCAUAACGAUGAUAAAAAUUCAGUGCACGGAACAUUGGAGUGUGGAGGUGGUUAUAAUGGCAGCACAGAACCUCCCUGGAGUGAACGAAACUAUGUUUGCUUUCAUGUCUUAUUUUGCAGAUUCAAUCAAUGUCGUGCAAAAUGACGUGCCGAUCCAAUCGAUCUGAUAAGUCUAAUCCAGAUUUUACCAUGCUUUAUAAUUUAUAGCUACGGCAUUGCAGAAAGACAUUCCAAUUAUCGCUGAACCUAACCUGUAAUGUCUAAAUAUACUUCAUAUUAAAUUAUUAUGUUAUUGUCAUGAAAAUCUGAUCUGCUAGAUUAAAAAAAAGAAGGCCAAUUCAGAAUUUAAAAAUCAACUCAAAGUUUAUUUGCAUUGCUGAGUUUAAAAACAAAAGAAAAACGGUAAAAAAUGUGUUGACUCGUGUUAGCUAGCGAAGCGUUAGUCAGCAACUUUCACCAGACCUUUCGGUAUAGUUAAGUGUCCUAAAUGCCUCUGUGUGUGUGGACAUGAGUUAUGUCCGAGGUCACGUUUCUCUAGUCAGUCCGUCAAUUUGACGGCCACGUUGGAGGCGCGAUAUCUUGACGUGACAUGGCCAUUUGUACACCUCGUGGCCCUCUGGCCGUGUUGGCCCUCCCGAAGGAUUGAAGGCGUUGAUAAUAUGGGGGCGGGGCCCAGCUGUGGCUACAUCUUCAUCUUUCCACGUCGACACUUUUAUUGCUGUGAUCUUGAGCGUUAGGAGGCACUCGAACUCUGAUGUCUUGUACUUUGGAAUAUCUCUUACCAGCUCAUGAUUUACUGCUCACACAUGGAUGUUUUUUUUCUGCCAACUGUCUCACUUAGAAUUGUUUGUCUUAUUGCCACUUUGAUAUUGUACUUGUCAUUAAUUCCACUUGGGGAAGUUUGCCUGCUGCAUUUGAGCCAACUUGCACAUUUAUAAGACAUCUGCAGUGCAGUCGUACCAGGUGACAACAUACACAUCAAGGCCAAUAGCUCAAGUUAUUUUUACAUUUUUGCUGUUUUUAGUUUGAUCUGUUUAUGCUAAUAUAAUAUGCACACCAAAUUUUUACCAAGAUUUUGAAAACAAUAAAUGAACACCCCCUGAAAAUCUC
Molecule: messenger RNA, 3107 nt
Organism: Hippocampus comes (tiger tail seahorse)
Lineage: Eukaryota; Metazoa; Chordata; Actinopteri; Syngnathiformes; Syngnathidae
Gene: sergef
Product: secretion regulating guanine nucleotide exchange factor
Exons: 11
Coding region: 53-1237 (394 amino acids)
Biological process (GO): negative regulation of protein secretion
Cellular component (GO): nucleus; cytoplasm
Source: RefSeq, a predicted model, not a curated record